AAAGCAGCCCUCAUCCCUCUGCUGCUCCUCAAGCUCAGCAGCCGCGGUGGCAGUGGCGGAGGCCGCCGGAGGCUGCCCCCGGGCCCGUCGCGGCUGCCGGUCAUCGGCAGCCUGCACCACUUCCUGUUCGUCCGCAGCCCGCUCGCGCACCGCACCAUGGCCGACCUCGCGCGGCGGCACGGCGCGCCGCCGCUCAUGUACCUCAGGCUGGGCAAGGUCGGGCUCGCCGUGGCCUCGUCCCCGGCCGCGGCCCGGGAGGUCAUGCGGGCGCACGACGCCGCCUUCGCGUCGCGGCCCUGGAUCCCCAGCAUGCGGCCGGCCAUGGAGCGGGGCGCCGUGGGCCUGGUGUUUGCGCCCCACGGCGCGCUGUGGCGGCAGCUCCGCAGAGACAGCGUCCUCGAGCUGCUCAGCGCCAGGCGCGUGCGCUCGUCGCCGCCGGGCAGGGCCGUCAACGUCGGCGUGCGGCUCGCCGCGCUCACCGCCGACGUCACGAUGCGCGCCGUGGUCGACGACCGGUUCGACCGGCGGGAGGAGUUCCUGCGGGCGAUCGAGGAGGGAAGCAGGCUCGUCACCGGGUUCAGCCUCGGCGACCUGUUCCCGUCGUCGAGGCUCGUGAGAUUCUUCAGCGGGACGGCAGGUCGGGUGAUGGAUCUCCACCGGAAGAUGUUCCAGCUCAUGGACUGCGCCAUCAGGCAGCACGAGGAGCGCCGGGCAGCCAUGGCCUCGACGCCGGAUGGCGCCGUGAAGGAGGAGGACGAGGACAUCCUUGGCCUGCUCCUGAGGAUACACAGGGAAGGUGGCCUCGAGGUGCCCCUCACCAUGGACAUCGUCAAAUCUCUUAUUCUUGACCUCUUCAGCGGAGGGAGCGACACGUCAGCGAGCACGCUCGAAUGGGCCAUGUCGGAGCUCAUGAGGAACCCAGGAGCAAUGGAGAAGGCGCAAGCCGAGGUGCGGAGCAAGCUCCAAGGGAAGCCAUCGGUGACCGAGGACGACCUGCACCACCUCAAGUACCUGAAACUCGUCAUCAAGGAGACUCUAAGGCUGCACCCGGUGUUGCCAUUGCUACUGCCAAGAGAGUGCACGGAGGACCGCAAGGUCAUGGGGUACGAUGUGCCACAGGGCACCGUGGUGCUAGUGAACGCGUGGGCGAUCAGCAGGGACUCUGGGUACUGGGACGACGCGGAUGCGUUCAAGCCAGAGAGGUUUGAGGAUGGCAAGAUCGACUUUAAGAGCACGGAUUUUGAGUUCAUACCAUUUGGGGCUGGACGGAUAAACGGUGACUAUUACUAUAAAAGAAGAUUGUAG
Molecule: messenger RNA, 1305 nt
Organism: Panicum hallii
Lineage: Eukaryota; Viridiplantae; Streptophyta; Magnoliopsida; Poales; Poaceae
Product: premnaspirodiene oxygenase-like
Exons: 2
Coding region: 157-1305 (382 amino acids)
Molecular function (GO): monooxygenase activity; oxidoreductase activity, acting on paired donors, with incorporation or reduction of molecular oxygen; heme binding
Source: RefSeq, a predicted model, not a curated record